Messenger RNA from Dendrobium catenatum, 543 nucleotides. RefSeq lists its product as uncharacterized. The coding region runs from base 1 to 543 and encodes 180 amino acids. The record is from RefSeq and is a predicted model, not a curated record. The transcript is spliced from 3 exons. NCBI's taxonomy places the organism in Eukaryota, Viridiplantae, Streptophyta, Magnoliopsida, Asparagales, Orchidaceae.
AUGGCCACCUUGCUCUCGAAGCAGUUCGUCUGCCUCUUUCUAUCCUUCGCGCUCUUCGUCACAGUCGUGCUCGGUAGGAUUAUCUGCGAACAACUGGAUCGAAGCACGUGCGCCUUUGCGGUGUCUUCCAAUGGCUUCCGUUGCCUUCUUGAGAAGCACGUGCGAGGGGUAGGCUUGGGUGAGGAGGUAUACACGUGCCGGACCUCCAGUUUGAAAGCCACCGUUAUGGCCGGCUGGGUUGAGACUGAUGCGUGCAUUGCAACCUGCAGUCUAGAGCGGGAAACGGUUGGCAUCUCUUCGGAUUUACUACUAGACCGGCGGUUCUUGGGCCGACUCUGCUCGCCGGAAUGCUUCCUGAACUGCCCCAACAUUGUCGAUCUUUACUUCAGCAUCGCCGCCGGCGAAGGAGCUUUCCUCCCAAAUUUGUGCCGAGAGAAUGGCUUUAGGAGGGAAAUAUCAGAGAAAAUAAGCUACGCAAGUGGCCCGGUGACCACCAUGAGCUCAAUUUCCAGCUUUUAUGGAGGUUACGAUCCAAAUUUCUAA